AUGGGUGGAAAGGCAGCUUCUAAAAUAAUUGGUACACCAUCAUUUGAUCAUAUGAAAUCGCAGAAAGUAUCAAUAGGUAAUCGUAAAAAAAAUCUUCCAAUAUAUUCAAGCUAUAAACUUAAUUCAAUGGAACAAACAAUUCCUAAAACAAAUAAAAAAGUUCUACAAUUUGUUGAAAAUGUUAUAUUAGUAUGGCUUGAUUCUUCAUUAGAAAAACAAACUGAAUCAAAUAAAAGUUUAAUAAAUCAAUUUUAUCGUGUUACGGGUAUUGUUAAAACAUUUUCUAAUGUAAAUGAAUGUUUUAAUUUUAUUAAUUCAAUUGAAUAUGAAAAAAUUUUUUUAAUUGUAUCUGGAUCACUUGGUAAACAAAUAUCACCACUUAUAGAAAAUUUAGAUCAACUUUAUUCAACAUAUAUUUUUUGUGGAAAUCAAGCAAGUCAUGAAGAAUGGUCAAAACAAUAUAAAAAAAUUAAAAGUAUUCAUACAAAAAUCAAAGAACUUUGUGAUGCAGUUAAAAAAGAUAUUCGUCAUUAUGAUAGAAGUAUAACACCAAUAAGUAUUCUUCCAUUAUCAUCAAUAAUAGAAUUAAAUGAUUCAAAUAAGGAUUUUAUUAAUUUACAAAUGGUAAAAAGUAUUCUUAUAAGUAUAGAAUAUGAUAAAAAAUAUCGACGAGAAUUUAUUAAUUAUGCUCGACAAUUUUAUUUAAAUAAUGAACAACAAUUAAAUCUUAUUGAUAAACUUGAUGACAAUUAUAGUCUACAUACACCUAUAUGGUGGUAUACAAGAAAAUGUUGUUUAUAUUCAAUGUUAAGAAAAGCAUUUUAUUAUCAAAAUUUUGAAGUUAUUUAUAAAUUAGCAUUUUUUAUUCGAGAUCUUCAUAAAGAUAUUAAAAAAUCUCAUUUACAAGCACAUAGUCAUCAACAUCGUGCAAUAAUUGUUUAUCGAGCAACAUCUAUGACAAAUAAUGAAUUAGAACAUAUCCAAAACAGUAAAGGUUGUCUAUUAUCAUUUAAUGAUUUUCUAUCAACUACUCUUGAACGAAAUAUAGCAUUAAGAUUUGUUAAUUUACUUCGUAAUGAUACAAAUUCAAUUGGUAUAAUAUAUAAAAUUGUAGUUGAUCCUGUAUCAACAACAAUUCCAUAUAUUGCUUUAAAUAAUUUAAGUUAUUUAUCCGGUAAUGAUGGUGAUAUUUUAUUAUCAAUGAAUACAAUAUUUCGUGUUGGUCAAAUUGAACAAAUGAGUGAACGUCUAUAUGAAAUAAAUUUAUUUCCAGCUAGCAAAAAAGAUGAAGAAAUAAAAAGUCUUAUUGAGUAUAUACAAGAUUCACUAGAAGGUCCAUCUAUAUGGUAUAAAUUAUGUAAAGUAAUGGUAGAUCUAAACGAAUAUGAUCUAGCAGAACAUAUUUAUAAAACUAUAUCGACUGAAAAAGAAGAUCAUGAACGCGAAGAACGCGCUUAUAUUCAACAUGAACUUGGUUAUGUAUGUGAAUUAAAAAAUGAUUUAUCUUCAGCUGCAAAUUAUUAUAAAAAAGCUAUCGAAAUUUAUUUAACUUAUUUACCAGAAAAUCAUCCAACAAUAUUACCAACAUAUAUUAAUUAUGCUUCUGUUCUUGAAAAAAAAGGAGAUUUAACUGGAGCAUUAAAUCAAUAUCUUAGUGCUUCUAAAAUUGAUAAAACUGGUGAUUCAAAUGUAAUUGCACAAUAUAAUAAUAUAGGUAGAAUAUUUCAACAACAAAAAAAAUAUCAAGAAGCAGAAAAAACUUAUGAAAAAGCUAUUGAAAUAUUAUUAAAAGAUUUUUCAUCUAAUCAUCCUGUUUUAGCAGAUACAUAUUAUAAUUUGGCUGGAAUGUAUUAUACAAUGAAAAAUUAUUCAAAAGCUUUAUCAUACUAUGAACAAACAUGUGAUAUUGAAGAAAAAUCAUUUAUAGUAUAUCAUCCAACAUUAUCAUCAACUUAUUUUAAUCUAGCAACAACAUUUGAAGCUCUUAAUGAUGAACAAAAUGCGAUUAAAUAUGCUACAAAAGCAGCUGAAACAGCUCGUUUUACUUUUGGCAAUGAUCAUACAGAAACAAAAGAAAAUGUUAAUUAUCUUGAACAACUUCAAGAAAACAGUAAAACUGUAAAAUUAUAA
This is a messenger RNA of Rotaria sp. Silwood1, 2130 nucleotides long. Lineage: Eukaryota; Metazoa; Rotifera; Eurotatoria; Philodinida; Philodinidae. The record is from the annotation of a GenBank genome assembly.